This is a messenger RNA of Notechis scutatus (mainland tiger snake), 1266 nucleotides long. RefSeq names its product carbohydrate sulfotransferase 9-like. NCBI's taxonomy places the organism in Eukaryota, Metazoa, Chordata, Lepidosauria, Squamata, Elapidae. Gene Ontology annotation, biological process: proteoglycan biosynthetic process; carbohydrate biosynthetic process. Gene Ontology annotation, molecular function: sulfotransferase activity. Gene Ontology annotation, cellular component: membrane. The record is from RefSeq and is a predicted model, not a curated record.
CCAGGUAUUUCAGUUGUCACAGAAAUAUUACAGGGGAGAGGAAGAAAUUUUCCCAACAUAUAUUAUACCAGAAGGACACAUUGAACUAGAGAAUGAUUCAGUGGAAGCGGAAGAAGGAGAAGAAGAGAGUUUGGUAAUUGUGAAGCUGCUGUCCAAGUAAGAAUCUAACCUAAAAAGGUUACAGCAUUUGGCCUGUUAAGAAACCAUAAUGACUCACCUGCUUGAAAAGUUGUUCAUUUUCCUCCUGCUUUGUGCACUGCUGGGAUUAUUUUUUUCUAUUCAAUGGCACACAGAAAUGACAGAUCAUAAAGAAGAUUGGCUGAAAAUGCAAAAUGAUCGUCAAACCAUAUUGGAUUCCAUCUGCCUGAGCAAGAAUUUAACAAAUUUAAAAAGAAAGCUGGAUGAACAUGUGGCUAGACAGCUCUUUGUGGAUGAGAACUACAAAUUUAUCUAUUGUGAGGUGCCAAAAGUAGGCUGUACUAAUUGGAAGAAAAUUGUUUUGCUACUCACGCUGAACCUGAGCAGGCACGCCUUUGAAGUAAGCCAGGAUGAGAUUCAUAAAACAAACCUUCUAAAGCGGUUGAGUUCUUAUCCAUCUAAACAACAAGCAAAACUUUUGAACUCCUUUACAAAAGUGAUGUUUACCAGGCAUCCUCUAGAAAGAUUGGUCUCUGCUUACAGAGACAAAUUAUUGCAUGAUGAACCUUACUAUCGUACCACAGUGGCAAAUGAGAUUAAAGCCAUGUUUAGGAAGGACAACAAUUUUACAGGGGCUGUGACUUUUCAAGAGUUUGUAAACUAUGUUGUGACAAGAAGUAAUGAGUAUUUGGAUGUACAUUGGAAACCAAUGUUCCAGUUGUGUGAUCCCUGCAAUAUUCACUAUGACAUUCUGGGAAAGUAUGAGACGCUGGGGGAGGAUGUCAGUCAUACUCUCAGCAGAAUUGGAGUUACAGAGAUAGUCCGUUACCCAGACAGUAAGUUUUAUACACAAAGGACAAACAAGAAGCUCACUAUCCAAUAUCUAAAAAAACUGGAUUGGAACCAAAUGGAGAAACUCAUGAAACUUUAUCAGCCAGAUUUCUCUUUAUUUAAUUACACUUUUACUGUUGAAAUGGAAAUGACAUUUUCAGGCUAAGUCAUACCUCUAUUUUCUGCAUACCUACCUUUGGGAGUAAGGCAAGAACUUGCUAGGAAAAAAAACACACUUUUUAAGAUGAUAUAUAUUUUAAAAAAAUACAUUUCUUUAGGUGGCUAUCUGUUUCUAAG